Danio rerio (zebrafish) is the source of this 3017-nucleotide messenger RNA. The record is from RefSeq and is a predicted model, not a curated record. NCBI's taxonomy places the organism in Eukaryota, Metazoa, Chordata, Actinopteri, Cypriniformes, Danionidae.
UCGCCAAGUCAGUUUAUGUUGUCCACACGGGGCUUUUAUUUUGAAAAUCAUCUCUCGGUUUGGAAAUCUCCUGUGAAGUUUUCCGACUUCAUUUCAUUCUGCGUGUUUUACUGUAAUUGUUUUAAAAACACUGGGAACACAUUAUAAAUAUGUAGUAGGUAUGACCGAAAGCAGACCCACAAAGAGAAAAGACUUCUGUACGGUUAAACGAGAUCAGCUCGAUAGUUUUAGUUUCACGUUUUCGCUCCAGCAGUGAUGUGGACGGAGCUGAAUUGAUCUCCAGACAUCAUAACGUGUCUGUGUACUGUACCAUUUUUGAUAUCUUCUCUCGAAAUCAAUCAACUUCCAGUGCUAAGAUCAUGGAUGUGGAAGUGGUGAGUUUCCGUUUGCCUGGACAUGGAGACACCACCCUAAAUAACAUGAAUUCCCUGCGGUCGCAGCAGCACUUCUGUGAUGUCACCAUUAUGGCGGGGGGCAGACGCAUGUUUAGGGGUCACAAGGUUGUGUUGGCGGCUUGCUCUGCAUUUCUCAGGGACCAGUUUCUCCUGAACCCCUCUUCAGAGCUACAGCAGGUUUCAAUGUUGCACAGCUCAACAGUGGUAUUUGAACUCCUCCAGUCCUGUUAUACAGGGAUACUGCAGUUCAGCGCCAAAGAGAUUGUGAACUACUUGACUGCUGCCAGCUACCUGCAGAUGGAGCAUGUGGUGGAGAAAUGCAGAGGAGCACUGAGCCAGUACAUGCAGCCCCGGAGUCGCAGUCCCAUUACUGUGAAGUCAGAAGACCCUCAGUCUAUGCCGGUGAUUGUCAGUGGAAGUUCCCAUUCAUUGGGGUCUAUUUCAUCACCUUCUGAUACUGCUUCACUGCAUCCUCACAGUUCAGGAAAGGAGCUCCAGGGUUGCGAUGCUGAACUUUCCAACAUCCAUCACAAAGAUGACAGUGAUUUGGUCUUACAUCAUGUUAGAGAAUCAAAUGCAUCUGGCCACUUAGAGGGAGACGAUCUGCAGGACAGCGACAUCUUUCAGGUGCACAUCGACGAUGAUCAUCAAGACCCAGAAAAGAUUACUGGUGGUGAGGAGGAAGACAGACAUGCAGUUGUUGUGUUAGACGACCACUGUCAGCUAGACAUGGGGGUAGAGGAUUCCAUCAUGGAAGGGCGAGCUAAAGGUGGUGGCUUCCGCGGUGCAGGUCGUAUAUGGAGACGGAGGCACGGAGAGCACAGGGGAGGCAGAGGAAGAGGCUUCAAACACAGGAAGCGAUACACAUUAAAGGACCGCAAGCUCUUGGGUAACUAUCAGGAGGCUUGGCGCUUUCCAACCCCGGAUGAGAUCAUGGGUAGCUUCGGGGCUGACUUUGGGGCUGAUUACUUGUCCAAUCAGCAUCUCGCAGAUGGCUCUGUCCGCGUUGAGUACAGAGCUGGAGAAGAACAAGGAGGAGAGAUUGGCCCUGAUGGAGGUCCAGCACACUUUGGUGUGGAAGCUUCUGCUGGGGCUGAGGGAAUGGGAGUAGGAGCACCUUCGAAUCAACGUGGAGCUGCUGACGAGUCGGUGGCAGUGGUGGGAUCCACGUCCUGCGUAACAGGACCAGUAGUGUGUGAGCAGUGUGGACUAGCAUUUUCCACAACGCAGGACUUAGCGAUGCAUUCCCUGUCGACGCAUAGGCUGUACGUGUGUCCAUGCUGCGGGAAGCACUUCAGCCACUCCAGUAACCUCAACCGCCACAUGAUUGUCCACCGCGGGGUGUCCAAACUUCACUCCUGCCCCCUGUGCCACAAGACCUUCACUCAGAAGUCAACACUGUGCGACCACAUGAACCUGCACAGCGGGGAGCGCCCACACGUUUGUGCAUACUGCCAUGUCAGCUUUGCCCACAAGCCUGCUCUGCGGCGCCACCUGAAGGAGCAGCACGGAAGGACCACUGCCCAAAACUACCUGGAGAUGCAGCGAAACAAUGAGAGUGGAGCUGGGGGAGGAGUUUAGAUCGUCAGAGUGGGUUGUUACAAUAAAAUCUGAAUUUACCUUUAUUUACCUUCUCAAUACACAUGUGUAGGCUUAAGGCCAGUUUAAACUUCUGUGUCGAGUUUAUGUGGGACGUCUGGCAUAACUUUUGCACAGUCGUGUACCUUAACACAGACCCUGGCACACACCUCCCAAAAAAUGUAACUACGUGUCGUCACAAAGCAGAGUACAAUAUUUGUGAUUGGCCAACUUGGUAGAGGGUAGGGCCUAGGGAGCGGAGCAAAGCUGAUAGCGGAGGUUGUUGAACAAGUCUUAACUAUGUGUUCACACCGAAAGCGGUGAAAGUGUCAAAGGCGCCGGAAGUCAUAAGUUUUUAAUGGAAGCCAGCGGCAAGGUGCAUCUUCGCCGGUGUGGGCAUCAAGGAAAGUUGAAAUGAAGUCAGCUUUAUGGUAAUGAGCUAUGAUACGGUUUGGCGGCAAGCAAAUGGAAUGUAGAAGCCCACCACUUCAGAGGAUUCCAGGGAACACAGUCCUGGUUCCAAUCACAGUUGUUUCCAAGGGUUUGAUUAUUGUGGUUGCCUAUUUUCCAAUUAUUUACUAUGUUUUUUGAUUAGUACUGGAGAGUUGAUGUGCAUCAUUGAUGUUUUUUUUUUUUAAAAAGGAAUCUCACUAACUAUAAUGACAGUACAAGACAGUAUUGCUGCUUCAGAAUAUUUCAGACAUAUGGACACAUAUUGGAUAAGUGGAGCAAAGCCACACCACACACAACAACUUGAUCUUCCAUAGUUAAAUAAAUUUGAUAAAAAUUGUGCAACAUUUGUACGCUAGAAAGCAUGUUUUAUGUGGAAAUGUAAGUAAUUUGCCGCAACAGCCCCUUUAAAUGAGCUCAAUGUAGCAAAUUUUGAUGCUCUCGCCGACAGAACUUUAAAGGCAGACCACAUUGUUGUCAGGGCGGCAAGAGUGAACUUUGACUCUUUCGCUGCCUUAGGUGUGAACGCACAGUUAGUCUCACAGAUGGAAACUUUUUUGUGUAUAUUUUGUGAUUAAAGUUGUAGAAGUUUCA